AUUUUUUAAGGCGGAUGGCCAACCGAGCGAAUAUGCCUUCCCCGUUCCAUUGAUUGUGACGUAUAUUUGCUCAGUCAAAGGACAGUUUUCUUCGUUGACAAACGGCCACUCAUCCACUCCAAAGGAUGAAUCUUCCCACAAGAAUAGCGGCAGCACAGAGACUGCCUCUUCUCUACGCUCGUGCUCUUCCUUUCCCCUUUCUCCGAGGGGCGCCCAAACUUGGGUUUGUGUCGUUUUCGCACCAGAGCCGGAGAUUGAGAGUGAGGUUUUCGAUUAAAAUGGCUCAGAGUUUGGAGAUAUGCGAUGUGGGUGUUGAAAACAAGCUGGGGGUGGUUCGCCCUGCCACAGAAGAGUACGCUGAGGAGGCAAUUGAAGCUCUUAAAGCUGGCAAGGUUAUUGCUGUGCCCACGGAUACACUCUACGGAUUCGCUUGUGAUGCUUGUUCUUUGGAAGCAGUUAAUAGGAUUUACGAGAUUAAAGGACGUAAACUUACUAGCCCUCUCGCAAUAUGUGUUGGGGAUGUAUCAGAUAUAAAGCGCUUUGCAGUCACAGACCAUUUGCCUCAUGGCUUGCUUGAUUCUCUCCUUCCAGGACCUGUUACUGUCAUACUAAGGCGAGGAGAGUCAAGUAUUCUUGAGAAGUCUUUGAACCCAGAAUUGGAUAGUGUAGGAGUCCGAGUGCCUGACUGUAACUUUAUAAGGGCUAUUGCUCGUGGUUCGGGAAGUGCACUGGCCCUUACAAGUGCAAAUCUAAGUGGGCAGCCAAGUAGUGUCUGCAUCAAAGAUUUUGAGAACCUUUGGCAACACUGUGCAUUUGUUUACGACGGUGGUUUGCUUCCAGCCGGUCGAGCAGGCUCUACAAUUGUGGACCUAACCAGGGUGGGAAAGUACAAGAUUGUUAGACCUGGAAGUGCACAGGAAGAGACUGUUGCAAUUCUUGAGAGGCAUUCUCUAGUAGAAGAAGCAACAGUUACUUGAAGAAUUGAUGAAACGAUAUGCUGCUCACUGAUAUUAUUGGCUUACUGGUUUAUUGUAUAGGCAGGAAAGGUUCUGCUUGGGUAUGGGAGAAACUGUCGUUUCCUGUGUCACAGUAAAUCAUUUAACUAUUAGAAUUAUAAUCUUGAACCAUAUUGAGGAAUUCUAUUGAGCCUUAUUUUUAUCUGAACUCCUUUUUGGUCAAAGUAAUUGGCCCCAAGAGAAAGAGGAAAGGGAGAUUAGAACUAAUAACUUUUACUUCAUGAGAAGUGGCAUGUCUCCAGCGGAUUUCUAGGGGUAUUGAAUUCUUAAUUUAUGACAAACCCCAAAAGAUAUUUAUUUGUCAGUGAAUGGUUUGACAUCUAGUGGCAAUAAAAUCAGGUGGGCAUC
Molecule: messenger RNA, 1364 nt
Organism: Corylus avellana
Lineage: Eukaryota; Viridiplantae; Streptophyta; Magnoliopsida; Fagales; Betulaceae
Source: RefSeq, a predicted model, not a curated record